Messenger RNA from Penicillium cataractarum, 2250 nucleotides. RefSeq names its product protein kinase domain-containing protein. Bases 1 to 2250 code for a protein of 749 amino acids. The record is from RefSeq and is a predicted model, not a curated record. Gene Ontology annotation, molecular function: protein kinase activity; ATP binding. The transcript has a single exon. Lineage: Eukaryota; Fungi; Ascomycota; Eurotiomycetes; Eurotiales; Aspergillaceae. Gene Ontology annotation, biological process: protein phosphorylation.
AUGGCACAACCCCAACCACAAGAUCACGACUCCGUCUGGUGGCCCGAAGACCGUAUUAAAGCCACUCUCAACACUAAAUAUGUCGUGAGUCGCCUCCGACCCGAAAACGUCCCGCGACUAUUCGACCUUCCACGCUGGGGCGAGGGUUUAACCAGCGAGACGUACAUGGAAUGGAUUCUGCUCAAAGCUGGCCGUCUCUUUUUAAUCCUCGAUACCAUCGGAAUUCCCGACCGUAUCUUUGCACUCGUCGACGAGUCGUGUGAUGACGAUGAUCUCCCGAUCGCCGAACAGAACGUGGAUCGACUGGGUCUCUCGCCGGUGGGGAACGAUCUCGCCCUCGAUACCAAGUUCUUCCAUACUCAAUGGCGGUAUCUAGUACGCGGCAUUGGAGAAGGAGAACACGUCACCUAUACGCAGAACGAAGGCGUGCCCGUGGAAGUUGUUCGCACUGCUACCAACAGUGGCGUGCAAGGCCGUGACGACACCGCCGAUAAGGUCGUUCUCGCCGGCGUAGUAUGUCGCGCCUACUUGCGAACGCAGAUCCAAGUGGGCGGUGCACCCCAUUUCUUUUCCGCGGCAGAGGUGCUCGAGGAAGUUCGAGGUCUGCGCAAGUUAGCGCAUCAACAUGUCAUCUCGAUCCAUGCCUCGUAUUUCGUCGACGACACGGUCUGUGCCCUGUUCACCGGCGCCGAUACCGACCGCACUCUACACAGCUUCUUGACGGAUGAACCGCCGGCAUUCAAGCGACAGUCCAAGGAAUUCCGUCGGCAGACCUUGAUCACCUGGCCGCAUUGUCUCGCAUCGGCCGUGGCAUGGCUUCAUGCCCGUGGCUAUGCGCACGCCGCUAUCCGGCCAUCCAACAUCCUCGUCGACCCCAAUUACCACAUCUAUCUGGGCCAAUUCCAAGCGCUGGACUCGCUCCUAGCACCACCCCGAGUCAAUGACCUAGAGUCAUACCAAUACUCCGCGCCAGAGCGCUGGGUCCGCACAGCAGCACCAACCAUCCAACCCACAGUCCCUAACAAAACCCUCCUCCCAUCCGGCGGUCGAACAGGACGACGCAAGAAGCCACCCCGACUAGCCCUAUCAACUCUGAAAGAAAGCCCCCCCUCAUCCCCAGACUUCCCACGCCCAGACUCGGCGGCAUCAAAGGGAACCGUUAUCCGCAUCGGCCUACCAGGCUCACCAUCCCGCUUCUCCUUCGCCUUCUCCUCUUCAUCCUCCUCAUCCUCCGCAGCAUCAACCUCAGGAUACACAGACAGCUCCCGAGGCACAACACUCAAACACCACCGCAGCGCAAUCUGGAGCAGACCAAGAGCCCUCCUCUCAACACCAUCAAUAACAUCUUCCAACUCCUCUUCCUCAUCGGCAUCAACAACCUCCCUAGUAACACCACCCCCAACCCGCCCAACAACAAUAACAUCCACAAACAUCCCCGCUUCAAACCCUGCCCAACCCUCCCUCCACACAUGGCACUCAACCCAAACAAACCCCACAGCUGCAGACCUCUUCUCCCUCGCAGCAGUAAUCCUCGACAUCCUCACGCACCUAUGCAAGCGAUCCCUCUCCUCCUUCUCAUCGCACCGUUCCGCGCGGAACCGCUCCGCCGGUCGUGGCGGCGGUAUGGCCGAUGCAUCGUUCCACCUUGACCGAAACGCAGUCCAGGUACAAUCCUGGAUUGCCCUGUUAGAAGGUGAUGCAUUGAAACGAUGCCGGCGAGACAGGGGUAGUGAUCGGGCGUAUCACGCCGUGCCAAGGAUGCUGAUCGUGUUGAGGGCGAUGUUGGCUGUCGAGCCGGAGAAGAGACCCCCCGCGAAACGAGUGAAGAAGAGCUUUGCUUCAGCCAUUCGGGAAGUCCCUGUUAAGGGUGGGGAGGGGGUAGUGUUGCAUUGUUUAGAGGCUGAUAAGGAGGAGAGAAGGAGGCGGAAGGUGGAAGCAGAGAUAGCUGCUCAGAAGGAGAGAAAGAUGAAGGAGGAGCCAGUGAAGAAAGAGAACAGGGCAAAGGAGGUGGAUGUGGCAAAGGAAGAGGCUUUCCUGGACUCCUCGUCCGUGUCCGAUUUCGACUUCGGAUUCACUGAUGCGGGCAGUGAUAGCGAGACUAAUGAGGACCAGGAGGAUAUGGAUGUGAUUGAUCGGUCAAUUUUGGAGGAAGACGACGUCCCUAUCCAGGUCAAGCGAGUAUCUCCGAAGUUAUCACUGCCUAACCUCGAUGUGCAAAUCCGCGGGAUAGAAGGAUUGACCUUUCGCUGA